Messenger RNA from Alosa sapidissima (American shad), 3750 nucleotides. It is a transcript of the gene rhobtb3, whose product is annotated as Rho related BTB domain containing 3. The coding region runs from base 585 to 2495 and encodes 636 amino acids. Gene Ontology annotation, molecular function: ubiquitin protein ligase binding. NCBI's taxonomy places the organism in Eukaryota, Metazoa, Chordata, Actinopteri, Clupeiformes, Clupeidae. The transcript is spliced from 12 exons. Gene Ontology annotation, cellular component: cytoplasm. The record is from RefSeq and is a predicted model, not a curated record. Gene Ontology annotation, biological process: proteasome-mediated ubiquitin-dependent protein catabolic process; regulation of proteolysis.
GAGUCAGGAAGAGACUCAACUCUGCCUGUCUGUACGCUCUCUCUCGCUUGCUCUUUUUCCCUCUCUCUUUCUCCUGCUCUGUCUUCUUUUCAUUUCUUCUUCCCUGUCUUCAGCCAUCCUGACAGAGGAGUUAUAUGCCUUUUUUCGGUGACGUCAGUUACUGUGGCUCAAACGGUGGCAUGAGUUGCGAAGGGACCGUGUUUGUUGAAUUCCUUCAUAGUCUUGUUUGCAUUGAGAGUCAACUUGCUCGUUUCUUUAGCGCAGUGCCUUCGGUAUUUAGUGAAAUAUCAAUUAAUUCCUCCCUCGUUUGGUGUUUUGCUCCUUGCCUGUACGCAGCGCCAAUGCGCACAGGACACUAUGUGUGUUCGAGUUAUGUUUAAUGAAUGACCAACGGUGAAGGAAAUCCCUGCCAGGGAAACAAAAACUCUGCAGCCGUUUUCACCCUGCCUUGGAUCCAGAGAGCCAGACCAGAGCUGGGGAUUAGCGUGCCCGACCUUCAUUGCGGAAAAGACUCUCAUCGGAGACCGAUGUGAAGGCACACUGCUCCGGUGAAGUACGUGCUUCAUCCUAGAGCUCUGCUGAACAUGUCCAUUCACAUUGUGGCGCUGGGCAGUGAGUGCCCUGGUGGCGUAGGUUCCGGGGAGGAUGUCCCUGGACAGGCCCAGAUGCAGGGGGGGCUGCUGUGGAGCUACCUGGGCCACAGUGCCAUGCCUGGACACGGGGGCAUAGACGGAACCCUCCCCGGCCGGCAUGGCCUCAACCCUGCCUUCAUGGAGUACCAGUCACGUGUAUUCGGGGACGUCCGGGUCAUGGUGCAGGACUGUCCGAGCUGGGAUCUGUUGGACAGUGACUGGGCGAGUGUGCGGAGUGUUCUGGAACAGGCCGACAUUGUGGUCAUUAAGUACUCCGUGAAUGACAAGCUGGCAUUUCAGCAGGUGCGAAAUGUAUACUCGCCCCGUCUCCGUCCACUGCUGCGCCACUGGGGCAUGCCUGUUAUCCUGGUGGCAGUGGGGGCACGUCUAAACGACGAGGGCCCACCAUGCACAUGUCCACUGUGCGCGUCCGACUGGAGUAGCUGUGUCCCCCACAGCGAAGGCCUCCAGCUGUCCCGAGACCUGGGCGCCACCUACCUGGAGCUGCCCUCGCUCAACAACUUCUUUGUGGGCCGCUACUUCGGCAGCGUGCUGGAGUACUUCAUGAUCCAGUGUUUGAAGCAGAAGGCCAAAGAGCGUCCUGACAAGCGGCGUGGCUACAGGAUCAAUGAGCCCCGCCCACCACAUCUGGACCAGCCAGCCCGUCUGCCCCCCGUGCGGGUGGAGGAGUCCACCUUCUCUCAGGACCUGCAGUGGCUGCUGGAGCGUGGCGUGCAGUUCGCGGACGUGGCCUUCUACGCCGGCGACUCGGGCAAGGAGCUGGGCUGGGCGCACGCCGCCGUCCUCUGCGCGGUCAGCCCCUACUUCCGCCAGCUGCUGGUGGGGCGGCAGGCCUGGGAGCGGCCCAUCUCGCGCUGCGCCUGUCGGGAGCGCGACGGAGCCGUGGCUGGUGGCGGCGGUGGUGGUGGUGGCGGCGGCCCCCACUCGCUGCUCUCCACCUGGGACGGGGGCCUGGAGGAUGGGGGCCUGCCCCGCCCUGCCGACGGGCACCUCCCUGGACGCCUCUCACGCCUGGUGGUCAAGGACCCGCUGCUGUGCGUGUGCCUGUGGGAGACGCUGAUGUUUCUGUACAGAGGUGCGUGGGAGUGGGAGUACCUGGAGGAGGCGGUGGCUGAGAAGCUGAAGAGUCCUCUGGCCGUGGCUCAGCUCAUGGAGAGAGUGCGCUCCUUUGUGGGCAGAGAAAAGUGCCCACGGGACACACCCACCUCUCGACAACCAGGACCUCAAGCGCUGGGAAACAUUUUCAACUCGCCCCUCUACUCUGACGUCAUCUUCAUGGUGCAAGGAAGUGUGUUACCGGCGCACCGGGCGGUUCUAGUGGCCCGCUGUGAUGUCAUGGCGGCCAUGUUUAGCGGCAAGUACGCGGAGGCCCGGAGCCGGGUGGUGCCCAUCCACGGCGUCUCCUCGGACACCUUCCUCUCUUUCCUGGAGUACCUCUACACAGACACCUGCUGUCCAGCCAGUGUUCUACAGGCGAUGGCGGUGCUGGUGUGUGCAGAGAUGUACCAGGUGAAGCGUCUGCAGCACCUGUGCGAGGUGUGUGUGUGCGCCUACCUACAGAGCAUGCCCAGCAGGGAGCUGGCAUCCACCGGGAUCAGCAUCAUACGGUUGCUAAGGAGAGCAAAGUGUCACAAUGCUGACCAGCUUUAUGUUUGGCUCCUGCACUUCAUCGCAAACAACUACCUGAUCUUCAGCCACAAACCAGACUUCAUCGAGCUCACAGACGAGGAGCGGGAGCACGUGGAGAGGCUGCGCUGGCCGUCGAGGGGCUACCUGCAGGAGCUGAGCGAGUACCAGCAGCGCCGGCGGCAGCUGCGCAAGUCCCGCUGCAACCUCAUGUGACCCCUGAGCCCUGCGUCCGCACCUGCACCUGCCCGAGCCGCGGCGGCCUCUGCCUGCCCUGUGGGUGCGGCGCAGGACCACAGGAAAGAGAGGGAUAAGGAAAAGAAGAAGAAGGAGAAGAAGCAGCAGAAGGAGAAAGAGAAGGCGAUGAGUGUGAGGACAUGGGGAUGGACACUCCCUCUCUUCCGGCUGUCCGGCCUCUGUGUUAAGGGCCAGUGGGGUGGUGGGUCCCACACGCUCAGCCAUACCAAACUUUGACCACUGACUCUGUGACAACUCUGUAUAAGGACCUUAAAAUGGAAGAGACCGCUGUGGAUUCUGGGAGCUUUGUUCUCAUAGGGGAUUUAACAGAUCCAUAUCGCUGUCUGGUUCUAGCUAGGCCUUUGCAAGGCGAUAACUGUGACUAAAUAACGACAACCACAAGCUUUACACCUCAGGACCUGGGUUAGCACUUAUUACGGUCAUAACUCGUUCGGCCUCUCCUUAUUACGGACUGCCACUGUCAAUACCGCAGAACCCAACGAGUUAUGACCGUCCUAAAGGCUUAACAGUCAGUUGCAAAUCUAGGCCCUGGGUAUUACAUCUAUGCCGAGGAGUAACUGUGGACUGGGGAGGCCCUUGUGGCCAGCGCUCUUCAGCUGGACAAUGCGGAGAGCUGGAGGGGACUUGUUUUGUACUUGCGGUGGUCGGCGCACCACUCACAAGGCUGGACGAGGUGCCAAAACGUACUGUAAGCCUGAGAAUGUGCUCAACAGGGUAGGGUCACCCUCACAUCCACUUCAGACUUAAACUCACUGAAGUCCUUUUACAUGGUGCGCAUUCAUUAAAUUGAGUGUUUUCUUGCAAAAAAAAGAAAGAAAAGAAAAAGGAAAUGAUCAACGAAAAAGACAAACCCUACUUGAUUUCAACGACUUAAAUAAUUUAAUUUUCAAAUAAAUAAACACACACCACAAAAUGUUUUUUAUUUUUUUGCCAUGAGAUUAUCAUUUGGCGAUGCAACUAUUUUUCUAUACAUGUACAUGAUGGGGGUUUUUAUUUGACAAUGUGUACAGAGUAGGCAUCCAGCAUGUGUAGUGCAGUGUGUGUAUGUGUGUGUAUGUGUAUACAUGUGUAUACGUGUGUGUGUGUGUGUGUGUGUGUGAAUGUGUGUGUGCGUGUGCGAUGGGACCCUAGACAUUGUCCCAGGCUCUGUGUAGUUUAGUUCUGUUCUGUUGAUCUCCUGCUCACUCUGAAUAAAGACAUGAUUUUAACAGGA